AUGUUAGUAUCACCAUUUGAUUCCGCUGGAAUCGAAAAAGAUGAUAAUGAAAUAGAAGAUUUGCUAAAAAACGAACAUUCAAUUAUUUAUCCACAAGUUACUAUCAAUAUACAACAAACAAAACAAACAUUAAAUGAUAUGACAGAACGUCAUUUUGAUAUUAUGCUAUUUGAAAAUAGUAUUCAAGAAAUACAUGAUAUGUAUACUUGUUUAGCUAAUAUAGUUGAAUUGGAAGGAAUAAAAGUUACUUCUAUUAACGAAUAUUUAUCCAAAGCAGCUGCACAUACCGAAAAGACUAGAGCUAUUAUUCUUGAUGCUAAAAUUCUACAUCAUCCUUCAAGAAAAUUAUUUAGAAAAAAAAUUGUUUCAUUAUGUUCAUCAUCAUGGCGGUUAUUUGCAUCGUGUAUUUAUUACUAA
Messenger RNA from Rotaria sp. Silwood2, 417 nucleotides. Lineage: Eukaryota; Metazoa; Rotifera; Eurotatoria; Philodinida; Philodinidae. The record is from the annotation of a GenBank genome assembly.